AUGAAUUUGGUGGUAUUUUCAGGUGGUACUGCGACCAAUUCCUUGACCAGCUGCUUCUCACAGCUCUCUGUCGAGCAACAAUGUGAGUUAACUUAUGUGCUGCCUAUCUCGGAUAAUGGUGGUUCGACAAGCGAAAUCCUGAGGGUGUUUGGUGGGCCGGCUAUUGGAGAUAUCAGAUCUAGGAUCGUGAGAGUGAUCUCAGAUGCUCAGGUUGCGAGAUUGCUGAGUUACCGGCUGCCAAACCAUCGCGUGAAGGCGAAGCAAGAAUGGAAUGAGAUCCUGGAGGGGUCCCAUCCGAUCUGGAAAGGGCUGCCAGCAGAGUUGAAGGAGAUCUGCAGGGCGUUCUUUGUAAACUUCCAGGCAGAAUUGCUGAAGAGAACAAAAGUGUCCAAUCCUUUCAAGUUCGAGAAGGCUUCGAUCGGUAACAUCUUCUUGACGGGCGCCAGACUGUUCUUGGGCUCGCUGGAUGCUUCAAUUGAGCUUAUGAUGAGAUUGGGAAGGGGAGACCCGAAGAUCCAUGUGGCUCCUUGUAUCAACAGCGUUCAUACCCACCAUAUCGCGGCGCUUUUGGCGAACGACGAGGUAAUCACAGGCCAGUCUCAAAUCUCACAUCCCUCGAGGCCUUUCAUGGAGAAGAGGGCCAAUUCAGUCGCCGAUCUCACUAGGGACAGAUUUCUGCAUUUGGAGAGGUCAGACGGUUUAACGGUCGAGGAGAGUGAACAAGACGUCGGGGAAGAGGAGGAAGAAUACGCUAAUCCACUCUACAUUCUGCCUGAGCUGAAGAACUCGCAACUCCAUUUCGACAAGAUUGACGUGAAUGACAAACUUCCAGCGCCAAUUAAGAGCUUGCUGUAUAUAAAUCCCUACGGUGAGGAGAUCAAACCGACGGGAAAUUCCAGGGUGAUAUCUGACAUCAAGAAAGCUGAUAUGCUGGUCUACUCGAUUGGGUCCUUGGUGACAAGCUUACUCCCAAUUGCUAUCUUGGGUAACAUAGCAGACGUCAUCCUCGAUUCAAAACCACUUCGAAAAGUGUUACUCUUAAACAGCCGAUAUGACAGGGAAACUUCAUGGCUCGACGGACUGGGGUAUGUCAAGUUGUUAGUAGAUUCGAUGUCAAGAGCUGCAUUGAAAUACAGGCAGACUAGAAAUGGUCAUAGCAUCUCCAGGAUUCAGAGACAAUGGAGCGAAUUCGUUACAGACCUGGUGUAUCUUAAGGAUGGCGAGAUUCUCAUUGAUGAGAAAGAAUUUGCUUCAAAAGGUAUCCUGUGUCAUGGCAUCGACUCUGAUCAGCUGGAUAAUGAUGGGCUUGCAAGGAUUUUGCAGAUGAUUGGCAAUAGUAGAUAG
Torulaspora globosa is the source of this 1344-nucleotide messenger RNA. RefSeq lists its product as uncharacterized. Bases 1 to 1344 code for a protein of 447 amino acids. The transcript has a single exon. Gene Ontology annotation, molecular function: LPPG:FO 2-phospho-L-lactate transferase activity. The record is from RefSeq and is a predicted model, not a curated record. Lineage: Eukaryota; Fungi; Ascomycota; Saccharomycetes; Saccharomycetales; Saccharomycetaceae.